AUGGACGAGUCCUCGUUUCAAAUCGUCCACACCCCGGACCGGCCGGAGAGGCCCAUCUCGAGGACGGCGAUCCCGAACGACGAGCAAUGCAUGCAGUUUCUCAUGUCGCUGCAGAGGCAAGAGGAGAACAAGAGGGGAGCUGUGAAGAACCUCAAGAUGUGGCCAUACCCGGAUGAGGAGUUGGAGGACCGCAGGUGUCUACGGAGCGUGCGAGUGGAGAGCGUACACCUCGAGGAGGCACGGCUUGCCAGGACAAACUCAUCUGGCCCAGCGAGGGUCGUGGAGGUCGGGAGGAGCUCCACCAAGUCUACGACGGCGACAAAACGGUCUGGGCAUCUGCCGUCACCGAGCGUUAGCGAUGCAGGCGAUGCGGACGUUUACGAGUUGGAAGACGACAGCGUCGAAGAAAUCAGCACCGAUCCCAAGAAGACCGUUCGCAUGGUGCCGCUUUCUCCCCCGCCCACGCUCUCUCGAAGCCAUUCUCGUCUGGACCAGCACACACCGAAGGCACAAAUGUCACGCUGGUCAGACGACAGCGAGUCCCUCUUCUCGACACGGGACAUCGACUCGCCGUGUCCUCAACGCAGGACCCUCCGCUCGUCCGCGGAGGUGUCGUCGCCCACAAUGGUCGACGACGAUUCAGCUGGCCCAUCGACCCCCUCGACACCACCGCUCCUGACGCCUGUGAAGGAUCGUCCGGCAACACCGUUCACGGAUCCCCGCCUACAGUCUGCGCCCGACCCGACUACCCCGCCCCCGUCGGACCACAUUGUUCACCAGAUGAGCCCAGAGUCUCUGCCGAGGAAGUACUCCUGGCGGUCGUCAAGGGAGACGAUACUCAACUCCGGUGCACCCGUCUCCAGAUUCCAAUCGUGGCUGCCGGAGCCGCGCCCGAGUUCCGCUGAGAAGGAGAAGGAGAAGACCCAGGAGCAGCGGGAACAGAAGCCCGAGCUUGAGAUUUACGGUGACUGGGCCGACUACUACUUCGAAGACGGCAACUUCUGGGACGAAGACUCUGAAGGCGAGGAGCAGGAUGACGAAGAGGAAGCGGAAGAGGAAGAGGAAGAAGGAGAGGCGGAAGAAGAGAGGGACUCCGAUGGCAAAACGGAGACUGAAGAUGAGAAAGACGCGGACGUCGACAAGGGAAAGCAGAAGACGGGUCACCUCAAGGUCGACGACGAAAACGUCUACCCGAGGUAUGAGAGCUUCAUCAAGGACUACAAGAACAACGUCAUGAAUAUCACUGUCACGGAGGUUGAAUGA
Colletotrichum karsti is the source of this 1263-nucleotide messenger RNA. RefSeq lists its product as uncharacterized. The record is from RefSeq and is a predicted model, not a curated record. The transcript has a single exon. The coding region runs from base 1 to 1263 and encodes 420 amino acids. Lineage: Eukaryota; Fungi; Ascomycota; Sordariomycetes; Glomerellales; Glomerellaceae. Gene Ontology annotation, molecular function: peroxidase activity; heme binding. Gene Ontology annotation, biological process: response to oxidative stress.